GCCUAGGCAAAGACAAGUCGAGAAUUAAAUCCUGGCCUUUACCUCAUACAUCAUCUCAUGGUUACAUUUACACCAGCAUCACUGCUUAGAUGAGCCCCAAAACUACGAGUCAUCUAGGACUUGCAGGAGACCAUUGCCAAUAUCUGAACCCUCUUUUUGUUAUAUUAAAGGUCGUCCCCGAGCACUCUUGAGAGGGAAGACCUCCUUCUUUCCACAGAUGUCAGACAAGCAAGAUCAACUAUUUCUAUCAUCAUCCCCCAUCAUCCUCACUCAGUCACAAAACAGAGAAGAAACCACAUCAGAGGAAGUCGAAAUAGCCUCCAAACUCCCCAUAGUGAUAACAGCAUCGACAACACCAACCGUAUCCCCUUCAACGUCUCCUUGGCUGAGAGCAUCAGUGCACUUAGAGGAAAAUUCCGAGACAGAGAAAGAGCAAGACACGAGAAAGAUGUCAUCAUAUCAUUCCAAAUACCCUCACGACUCGAGCUCUAAGAAGCAUUCCUCAAAGUCUAAGUCUAAGGCGAAGGCUAAAAACGACGACUGGACUGACGUGACGGAGCCCGAGGAGAGAAGACGUAUCCAGAAUCGGAUUGCGCAGCGCAAAUUCCGCGAGAAGCAAAAGGAGCACAAGGAGCGUACCGAACGAGAUGACCGCAACCAGGAGAAUGCAGGGGGUAGUUAUCGUGUCCCCGCCGCGGAUGAUCUCGGCCCAGGCGAUGAAGAGCUGUCCGGAUUGCCCUGGGGUGGUGUCAGCAUGAUGCACGUUGUUGCACGGGGCCACGAAAGCGAGACUCGGCGCGGCAGCGCCAGGGAUAACAACACACAUGAUGUCUCCCAAUACUACAACACACACUCUGGCUAUUACACAUCAUCUUCUCAGCAGCAGCAGACUGCAAGCUGGGGCAGCCAGGGAAGUAGCGGUGGAGAUGACCGCUACCAGGACCAGCAAUACUAUUAUGAUUAUGACUACGACCAUGACUACGAUCCCAACAGUGGCGAUGGGUCUUCUUACCAGACCUAAACGAAACAUCACAUUGCCCCGUUGGACAGCUCUCCUUACCUGUUACCGAAUCCAUUACAGCCAGUUGUUCAGACUGCGAACAAUGACGUUUGACGAACUGUUAGCCCUUGGUUGGGGCUUACUAGGAACAGUGUGAUACGAAAUCGUAACGAUGUACAUGAGAACUUUGGAUUUUCUAGGUGGCCUCUUCUGCUUCCCGCUUGUGGCUGCCUUAGCCCAGCUUUACUUUCUUCCCUCUUCGCCUCCUUUCGUUUUCACAAUAGAUUCACGGCACUACAUAGAUACUUUCGGGUUGGCAAUCAUAUCUGAUUCGUUUUCUUUCUUCCAUCUUUUUUUCUUUUCCUGUUCUUUUCUAUGUUUCUGCUCUCUUCUUUCCUUUCUUUUCUUAUCCCUCCCUGUCCCUCGAUGGUCCAAUCAUGAUCUUGUUCAGAGCAGGGCACGGGCGUGUUAGGGCUGAUUUGGGUCAUAUGAUUCGUGGAUGGGCAAACAAACUAGAGGUACACCUAGCACGGUCUCCUUGUACAAUAGUCUUUUUUUUUACUGCAUAGAUCUAUGGGAUUGGG
This is a messenger RNA of Xylaria bambusicola, 1584 nucleotides long. RefSeq lists its product as uncharacterized. Gene Ontology annotation, molecular function: DNA-binding transcription factor activity. The transcript is spliced from 3 exons. Gene Ontology annotation, biological process: regulation of DNA-templated transcription. Bases 218 to 1021 code for a protein of 267 amino acids. The record is from RefSeq and is a predicted model, not a curated record. NCBI's taxonomy places the organism in Eukaryota, Fungi, Ascomycota, Sordariomycetes, Xylariales, Xylariaceae.